This is a messenger RNA of Culex quinquefasciatus (southern house mosquito), 566 nucleotides long. RefSeq lists its product as uncharacterized. The transcript has 2 exons. NCBI's taxonomy places the organism in Eukaryota, Metazoa, Arthropoda, Insecta, Diptera, Culicidae. The coding region runs from base 31 to 426 and encodes 131 amino acids. Gene Ontology annotation, molecular function: odorant binding. The record is from RefSeq and is a predicted model, not a curated record.
CUGGUUCAGUCCAACUGAGUCCUCCGAGCAAUGCACUUCUUAACUCUUACCCUGCUGAUUGCAGCAUCCCUGUUCGAGCUGUCGAGCCAGCAUCCGCUUCCAGACUGGAGCAACGCCAUCCAGCUGUGCUACAAACUGCUCCGGAUCAGCGCCGAAGCUCGCGAGCGAUUCGAGCGGAGCUAUGCGGACGAUGACCCGAACACUCACUGCAUAGUCCGAUGCGGGGCGAUUCUGCGCGGGAUAUACGACGACGGGGCGGGAGUUCGGUUGGAGCAGGGCACCGCCCAACGGGGAAGUGACGCUUUCGAGGCGUUGCGGAGUGCGUAUGAACAGUGUGCUGCAGCGAUCAGGCCGGAGGAUUACGGCAGUGACCAUUGCAAGAAGGGCUUUCUGCACGUCAAGUGUUAUCUGCUGUUUUCGGGGUAGAUCGACGGGGGUGACGGAAGUGAGUGCGGAAUGGUGCGGGAGGGGCUUAACGUAGGUUGGGUCAGAUAUUUCCUUAGCUUUGUUGGAUCUGGUUGAAUCUUGAAGGUCAGAAUGAAAAUGAAGAAUAAAUUAUUGGCUAG